AUGAUAUUAGUUGCCAGACAAGGUGGCCAAGGAACCUGGAGCCUGCUGCUCUCGCUUCUGCUCUUUGCGUUCUGGGAGGCGGGGAGCGGCCAGCUACACUACUCAGUCCCUGAGGAAGCCAAACACGGCACCUUCGUGGGACACAUCGCGCAGGACCUGGGGCUGGAGCUGGCGGAGCUGGUGCCGCGCCUGUUCCGGGUGGCGUCCAAAAGCCGCUUGGACCUUCUGGAGGUGAAUCUGCAGAAUGGCAUUUUGUUCGUGAAUUCUCGGAUCGACCGGGAGGAGCUGUGCGGGCGGAGCGCGGAGUGCAGCAUCCACCUGGAGGUGAUCGUGGACAGGCCGAUGCAGGUUUUUCACGUGGAGGUGGAGGUGAAGGACAUUAACGACAACCCGCCAGUGUUCCCCGCGACACAAAAGAAUCUGUUUAUUUCCGAAACGAGGGCUCUUGACUCGCAUUUCUCACUAGAGGGCGCCUCGGAUGCAGACAUCGGAACCAACGCUCUGCUGACUUACAGAUUGAGCCCCAAUGAGUAUUUCUCCCUGAAAGUACCAACCAACGAUGAGCAGGUAAAACCACUUGAACUAGUAUUAAAAAAACCUUUAGACAGAGAAGUAGCUUCGGAGGUUCUCUUGGUGCUCAAAGCAACUGAUGGGGGCAAACCUGAGCUGACCGGCAUGGUGGAGAUACUUAUCACAGUGCUCGAUGUAAAUGACAAUGCCCCGGUGUUUGACAAAGCGGUCUAUCACGUAAAAUUACUGGAAAAUGCAAGAAACGGUACUCUAGUUAUUAGGCUUAACGCCUCGGAUUUGGAUGAGGGCGCAAACAGCCACAUUCUUUAUUUCUUUGAAACUGAUAUCUCCCCUAACAUAGAAGCCACUUUUCGCAUAGAUUCAGACAGUGGAGAAAUAAAAGUAAAUGGAAAAAUAGAUUUCGAGGAAACUAAAUUAUGGAAGAUUCAAAUAAAGGCCAUUGACAAAGGCAAUCCCCCAAUGUUUGGUCACUGCACGAUCUUAAUAGAAGUCUUGGACAUCAAUGAUAAUGCUCCAGAGUUAGUAAUAACAUCACUGUCGCUUGCUGUGCGAGAGGAUGCUCCACUGGGGACCGUCAUUGCCCUGAUUAGUGUCACUGACCCUGACUCCAGUGCCAACGGAUGGGUGACCUGCACCCUGACUCCCCAUGUCCCCUUCAAACUGGUGUCCACCUUCAAGAAUUACUAUUCGUUGGUGCUGGACAGCACCCUGGACCGCGAGAGCAUAUCCCACUAUGAGUUGGUGGUGACAGCGCGGGAUGGGGGUUCGCCUUCUCUAUCGGCCACAGCCAGCGUGUCCGUGGAAGUGGCCGACGUGAACGACAACGCGCCGGUGUUCCCGCAGCCCGAGUACACGGUGUUCGUGAAGGAGAACAACCCGCCGGGCUGCCACAUCUUCACAGUGUCCGCGCAGGACACAGACACUCAGGAGAACGCGCGGGUGUCGUACUCGCUGGUGGAGCGGCGGGUGGGCGAGCGUGCGCUGUCUAGCUACGUGUCGGUGCACGCGGAGAGCGGCAAGGUGUACGCGCUGCAGCCGCUGGACCACGAGGAGCUGGAGCUGCUGCGGUUCCAGGUGAGCGCGCGCGAUGCGGGCGUGCCCCCUCUGGGCAGCAACGUGACGCUGCAGGUGUUCGUGCUGGAUGAGAACGACAACGCUCCGGAGCUGCUGGCACCUCGUGCUGGCAGCAUGGUUGGCGCUGUGACGGAGGUGGUGUCGCGGUCCCUGGGCGCAGGCGACGUGGUGGCGAAGGUGCGCGCGGUGGACGCGGACUCUGGCUACAACGCGUGGCUGUCGUACGAGCUGCAGCCAGCAGCUGGAAGCGCCCGCAGCCCGUUCCGCGUGGGUCUGUACACCGGCGAGAUCAGCACGACUCGCGCCCUGGACGAAGCUGAUGUGCCGCGCCAGCGCCUGUUGGUGCUGGUGAAGGACCACGGUGAGCCAGCGCUGACCGCCACGGCCACCGUGCUGGUGUCGCUGGUGGAGAGCAAUCAGGCACCAAAGGUCUCUUCGCGGGCGUUGGCGAGCGCUGUGGGCCCAGAGGCGGCGCUGGUGGAUGUCAACGUGUACCUCAUCAUCGCCAUCUGCGCGGUGUCCAGCCUGCUGGUGCUCACGCUGCUGCUGUACACGGCGCUGCGGUGCUCAGCGCCGCCCAGCGAGGGCGCGUGCGGGCCGGGCAAGCCCAGCCUGGUGUGCUCCAGCGCGGUGGGGAGCUGGUCAUACUCGCAGCAGAGGGGCCAGAGGGUGUGCUCUGGAGAAGGUCCGCCCAAGGCCGACCUUAUGGCUUUUAGUCCUAGUGUUCCUCCAAGUUCAGGUUCUGGAGAUGGAGUCCAACAGGAGAUUUUCGAGACUGUAAGUACUGCAAUCCUGCGAUGUAUUUCCUGCCUAUUAAUGUCACUCACAUAG
Lemur catta (Ring-tailed lemur) is the source of this 2436-nucleotide messenger RNA. RefSeq names its product protocadherin alpha-10-like. Gene Ontology annotation, cellular component: plasma membrane. The coding region runs from base 1 to 2436 and encodes 811 amino acids. Gene Ontology annotation, molecular function: calcium ion binding. The record is from RefSeq and is a predicted model, not a curated record. The transcript has a single exon. Gene Ontology annotation, biological process: homophilic cell-cell adhesion. Lineage: Eukaryota; Metazoa; Chordata; Mammalia; Primates; Lemuridae.